AUGGACCCAGAAGGGCGCCUGCAGUCCCACACCGCGAUGGGCCUGUCCACCCACCAGUUCUCAAAUUGCCUACAUCAGCAACAGCAGUACCUGGAACGUGAACAGCCUCCAGGGUUCGCAGCGCUGUUGCAGCAGCCGCUACUGCAGCCGGUUUAUGAGGCACAACAGCUGCAACAGCUGCAGCAGCAAGGGCGGGCCUUUGCUGUGGCGCCAGUAAAGGGGCCAAAUGGUGAAGACAGGGGUUUAGGGUUCGUAGCUCUUCGCGAUUUACCCGCGGGGUUCGUGGUGUAUGAGGACUUCCCUCUGCUGUCUCUACAGCACAGCGUCAACAAGUGCCUCGUCAAGGCUUGCUGCCGCUGCAGAGCACCUUUAGGAGACGCCGUAUUUCAGCUGCUGCACUUCUUCUCUGCGGUUCCCGAGUCAUACCGUCGCAUGCAGUCCCUCCUCAGCAUCAACAGAGACUGGCUACUGCGGCUCCAGCAGGAGCAGCAGCAGCAGGAAGUCGUCCCUUGCCCUGCCGGUUGCGGGGAAGCGUUUUGCUCCGUGCGGUGUCUGGAUAGCGACGCCAUCCAUCGGCAGCUGUGCGUUGGCCGCCUGAGUGAAGAGGCACCGUUGGUUGCCUUCAAACGCUUUGCUCUAGAGCACUGUGAGAACCUGUUGUUGGCGGCUGCAGCCAUUGUGUCAGCAGCAGCCGCUGCAGCCGCACAACCAGGAGACAUGGCAUCAAACGAAGCAGAGGUUGCUGCUGCUGCCUUGCAGCUGCUGCGGUUGCUGCUGCAGCAUCAGCACGGACAGUGGCAGGAGGAGAACGAGCCAACCACAAGGGUUCGAUUGAUGGAAGAGGAAAUGGAUGAGGAGACCGAGGAAGAGACAGAGCUGAGCCGAAAAGAUAUUGUUGAAAGAGGGUCAAGUCUGCUGCUGUUGGGCUUGCAGGAGUUAUCUGCAGCGUAUGUCCACCUCAUAUCGCCAUCCCUUGUUUCUGAAUUGCUGUCGCUCUUCGAGCAUUGCAAUUCAGACUUGGAGGUUCCGAACCCUCUAAAUGCAUUUUUUGGUUUUUGUUUAUCGGGGGCCAAAGUUGGCGGGGCAGAGGAAUUGCAGCUUCUCCUGGCAGAGAAAGAAGCGGCCCUCGCUGAUCUCUUCGGGGAGGAGCACGAGGACGAUGACGCAAACAGCAACGAAGGCAUCAGCCAAAGUCUCCAAACCACGCAUACAGAAGCAGCGGGGGAGGCGCAGGAAUUGCGGAAGCUGUAUGUGAGCAAGCCUUUGUCUCUCCUUUGCCCUCCUCCAAUAGGAAGGGGCCGUCCAUUUCCUGCAGUGAAGCAAACAGCGUUCUUCUGCUCCAUCGCUCGCAUCAAUCACAGCUGCGCGCCCAACAUGGAAAUGGAGUGUACGCACCCGCCACAUGGAGGAAAAAUACUGCUGAAACUCGUCCGAAACGUACAGCAGGGAGAAGAGCUAUGCAUAUCUUACGUCAAGGACUUGCCCCUCACGCAAAGACAGCUUAGGAGACAGAGGCUUGAAGAGUUUGGAUUUGAAUGCACUUGCCACUACUGCGCUAGCGGCCUGUAA
This is a messenger RNA of Eimeria acervulina, 1569 nucleotides long. Its product is annotated as histone-lysine N-methyltransferase, putative. The transcript has a single exon. NCBI's taxonomy places the organism in Eukaryota, Apicomplexa, Conoidasida, Eucoccidiorida, Eimeriidae. The record is from RefSeq and is a predicted model, not a curated record. The coding region runs from base 1 to 1569 and encodes 522 amino acids. Gene Ontology annotation, molecular function: protein binding; methyltransferase activity.